Molecule: messenger RNA, 2156 nt
Organism: Daphnia pulicaria
Lineage: Eukaryota; Metazoa; Arthropoda; Branchiopoda; Diplostraca; Daphniidae
Product: thyroid receptor-interacting protein 6-like
Exons: 6
Coding region: 266-1798 (510 amino acids)
Biological process (GO): cell-cell adhesion
Cellular component (GO): stress fiber; focal adhesion
Source: RefSeq, a predicted model, not a curated record
UGGAUUUUGACAGCAGUUCUUAGAAUAGAAUAGACGUUUUUUUAUGGUGAUAUACAAUUGGUGUUAUUGAUAAUUUUUUUCAUCCGUUAAGAUAGAUUUGAUGGGCGUUUUCGUAAGUCACCCAAUUUACAUUCCAAUUUCCCAUUGAACAAUUCCAUUCCUUGAAAGUUGAAAGAAUCCUGUCGGAAGACUGGUCGUACGUUUUGUAUUGACAUUAAUCCUUGUCUAUAUAUAUACUCAGGAAUCUGUUUGAAUUAGUUUUUUAAUGGCUAGCAUUCCAAUCGAGAAGAAGUUUUCCCGGUUAGGUAUCUCUUCUGGUGAUGUAGAAAGAUCCAGUCAAAUGAGUUAUGAAAUGUCACCGGACAGCUUGAGGAAGUUUGGUCCUUCAGUAGCACCUAAACCUCAGUACAAGGCUCAACCCCAGGUCCCUAUUGUCCCCAAGAGCUCAAAUAUUUCUAGUUGUCUAGAACCAUCAUUCAGCACUGUUUUGAAAACACACAAUGCUGAUGGCAGUUUGUUGACGAGUGUCAGCUCAUCCAGUAACUAUGAAAAUGUGGAGCCAUACCUAGUACAGAAUGAAGAACCCAUCUACGGCAACAUUCAUCAACUAGGAUCACCACCCUACCUGCCUCCACCACCCCCACCACCCGCCUUCGCUUCGUGUGACAACGACGUAGAUUUGCCUCUGCCUCCGCCACCGCUGCCCUCGGAUCUGUCGGGCUACUACGGCAGCAACAGUGACCAUCUGCAUCUAUUCCCCACGCCGUCCUCCACUGAGGAAGUGACGUCACCUCCGUCUCCGGUUAGCUCGAGCUAUUCCGAGUUGCGGAGGGCUGGUUGCGGAUCGACAACAGGAUCAACCAGCAACUACGCUCCUUUAUCGCAGGCGUCCAACUACGAGUCGCUGUACGAGCCGAUUCAACCACGACCUCAUCAUCAACACAGUCCCGCUGGCAGCAUGUCGAGCUUGACUCGCCCGUCGCACUACACGACGUCUGCCUAUCCGCCUUACGGCGGUAGCAGUAGCAGUACCACCUACGGUGGCGGAUCUGCGGCCGGUGGAUCUGCGGCUACCCUGAAACCCCAAGCCAGUCACGCCAAGGGAGCCACUUCGCCAGUUCAAGAGGAAGAAGUGGAUGCGCUCACCAAUUUGCUCGUCCAGUCUAUGGAUAAUGCCGCCGACCCAGAGUUCUUUGGAAUGUGUGCCGAUUGCGGUUUGAAGGUCGUGGGUGAAGGCUCUGGUUGCACGGCCAUGGACCGUGUGUUCCACAUAGCCUGUUUUACCUGUCGUGUCUGCAAUUGCCGUCUGCAAGGAAAGCCGUUCUAUGCGGUCGAUGGCGAACCCCAUUGUCAAGAAUGUUACAUGAAUAGCCUAGAGAAAUGCUGUGUUUGCUCCGAGCCGAUCCUCGACCGCAUCUUACGUGCCACAGGAAAACCUUACCAUCCCCAGUGUUUCACCUGCAUUGUUUGUCUACUCUGUUUGGACGGCAUUCCUUUCACGGUUGAUGCCGCCAACCGGAUUCACUGCAUUGACGAUUUCCACAAGAAAUUCGCUCCGCGCUGCUCUGUUUGUCACGAUCCCAUCAUGCCAGAGCCUGGACAGGAAGAAACUGUUCGUGUUGUCGCUCUGGAUCGGAGCUUUCACGUACAAUGUUACAAAUGCGAGGACUGCGAUUUAGUUCUAUCGUCGGAAGCUGAAGGGCGCGGUUGUUACCCGUUGGAUGGGCGUGUCCUGUGUAAAUCCUGCAAUGCCAUAAGAGUCAAUGCGUUGACUUCCACCACUUCGACCGAGCUUUAAAGAAAAUAUUUCACGUUUUAGAAGACAAAUGGAAGGGAAACUAAACAAGGAAAAUGUGUCGGUGACUUUUUAAAAAAAUAUUUCCGCUAUGUAACUCUGUAUUAAAUGACGAGUGCCUGACGACAGGACACAAUUAAACGACAUUCGACCAUUUAUUUGGUAGCCAUAAAAAAAAUAAUAAUCGGUUGGAAUUUCUACACGCCUCUUAAUAUGUAUUCGGUGUUUCUAUUUGCGGCGAUUUAGAAGCGUCGUUUAUUUUAAUUAUUUUUGAUGUUCCGCAUACCACAUAAUCCUCCCAAACGCACAAAACGACUGUCUUCCCUGAUGUAGAACAAUACAGCUUAGAUCAUAGUCAUGU